CGGUUUCCGAUUUCGUUGGAUUUGUAUGCAAAGUACUUUGUAGAUCUUUUGUAGCAAAUAUAUCUGCUUCAGCAACCUUUUUAUGAAUACAAAGCAAUGCGCUAACUUGCAAUCAUAAGAAUAUGACAGGUUACGCGUCUGUCACGUCCAGGACUUCACAAGCGGCGCUCAUAAGGUACGUACGUACUAAAUCACCAUCGGGUUUGAAUGGCGGCUCGCGGGACAAAUCCGCGGUAGCAUAUGGGCUCCUACAAUCAUAGCACAUUGAAUAGACGGUUUUCAUGUCGUCUCUUACGAAAACAACUUACAAGCACGUGAUUUUGUAAUUUUUACACUCUAUUACGAGAAAUGGAAGGUAGAAAACAGCUAAUAUGGAGAAGAGCAACUACAAUGAGUUGUUUAUGUUUGGAUAGAGGAAAUUAAUGCAUGCGGCUCCAUGUCUGAUUGAUUCAGUUCAAUGUUGUUCCUGAUUAGACAAUUUGUCUUCUUUCUGUAGACUGUAUCAAAGAAUAAAAUUUUUCAAAAUUGGUUUAAUUUUCUUAGGAUUUCGUAUAAACUGGAAAUAAUCUAACUUCUAGGUGCAAGGUUUCUAAAAUUCUUGAAAAGUGAAAAAAAAGUUGUAAUUUAAUAUACCAGCUGACCCAAAAGAGGCCAAAGUCAAAUAUUUUCAGGAAAAUUUCCAAAUUUCAUUUGGUUAAAUGCUGAGGAACAAGAUACAUGUAGAUCACACCAUAAUUGUCCCCAAGAGUGAGCCACCUUGCUUAUUACUCCAUUAUACAGCAACAGUUGGGAAUGAAAGGGUAAGAUCCAUUUUCUUUUCAUGGAAAGAAACAAGUAUGUAUUGACAGGUGACCCUUUUUUAAAUUAAAAACAUUGAAUUAUUUGCUGUCAAUAAUUUUAAUCAACAAAAACAACCUUUAUUUAUUUCACAUAAUAUAUAGUAGUGAUGGCCUGCAAAGUAAUAACAACAACAACAACAAUAAUAAUAAUAAUAAUAAUGAUAAUAAUAAUAAUAAUGAUGAUGAUGAUAAUAAUGAUAAUAAUAGUAAUAUUUGUUGAUUUGUCUUGUGCAAAUAUCAAUGCAGGGAAAGAAAUUAAUUUACAUCUGUGCAUUACAUUGACUCCUCAAACUCUACUUUAAAAUUCUGUUAAAAAGGCUACAUUCCUACAGUGGAACCUCAAUAUAAUGAAGUGCCAAGGGACUGGCAAAAUUUGUUCACUACAACAAGGUUUUGUUUUAUACUGAGGUUCGUUUCCAUAUAUUUUACUAUUACUGGGGUAAACAAAAUCAUUCUUUAUACCAAGGACUUUGUUAUGUGGAGUUUCCACUUGACUGUAGUACAUAUUCUAAUUCUAAAAAUUCUAAAAGUAAUGGUUAAUUAUUCUGUAAAGUCCUAUUUACAAAUUGCAGUUAAUAAUUUAAUAAAAGUAAUAAAUCUAAAAUUCUAUUUUUUAUUCUUUAUGAAAAGAAUAAAAACAAUAAAUUGGCGGGGAAAUGCCUUCUGAAACAAAUGCGUGUUAAGAGCCUUUUUAAAAGCAUUAACUGAAGGCAUAUUUCUAAUAAUCAGGGUAAGAUUGUUCAACAAUUUAGGGACAGAAUUGAAAGUCCUGAAGGACCGGCCUGUGGGUAGAACACACACACACAUAUAAAAAGAUCGAUCACCCGGUGUGCAAAGAUACUUGCAUUAUGGAAUGUGAAGAAGUCGCCGUCAUUUGAUAGCAAAGUAGAAGAAACACCAAUUAUCAAGGUGGGCAGGCACAGAUAAGACAAAGACAAAGUGGACAGACUGCAAAUUAUAGUAGUUGCUAAAAAUGAUAUCUAUGUGUUGUAACUGUUCAUCAGUAGGAUGCCUAAAAUGUACAAAGCUGAAAAAAAAAUUUCGCUUAUGAUAAAUUUUGCUUGUCCGGUUGGACGAGUGCUUUAUGAGUUUCAGUCGUCCGAGGCCAAAACCUACCGUAUUUACCCGUGUAUAAUGCAAGCCUGUGUAUAAUAUGCACCCUAAUUUUUGACCACGUUAUUCUAAAAAAAAAGAUUUCAAGAUAAACACCAAGAGGUAAAACUUCCAUUUUUCCAUUUAAUUAACAAGAGCUGGGAGUUCAUUAAUGACAUGUUUACAACAAACUACAAAUAUCGCAUGCACCAAGCACCUAUUUACACGCCUUUCUAUUUAAUAAAAGUCAAAUGUUUUACAAAUCUUGUAACUUGAAGUGGUAAGUUUCGUAGCCAUGAUCGCUAUAGUGACAAUCUCACAUGUUGUUUUCCUCGAUCAGCUGUUUCUUAAAUAGGCAUUUUAAUUUACUCAUGGAUCGAAAUUGAAAACAGUUCAUUGGUAGUUUACUUUACUGCGUUUAUUAAACAUCAAUUACUGCAAAGUUUUUGUCUUCUUUUGUUUUCUUGACCAAACAAUGGAAUCCGUGUAUAAUACGCAUCGUAAAUUUGAAGGUCGAUUUCAGGGAAAAAAAGUGCGCAUUAUACACGGGUAAAUACGGUACUUGUCUCAGACAAGCGGAUGAGUCAAAGUUUUUUGCCCUGCAUGAGCAAGCUCUCCAUUUGAGGGGUUUCAUGAGAAGUUCUGUGGGACUCUCAUUUUUCCUCCCAGUUACAAUUUUUGCAUGUUCUUAAACUUAAGUUUAAGUUUAAGAAAGAAUGGAAGUCCUAUCUCCUAACCAACCAAAUCUGACCUUGCUUAUAUGUUCUAUCACUGAUAUUAUCUGAGAUGUUAUUCCUCUCUUUACUGCAGCCAAUUAUUUCAACAUGACGGUGUCCAGCAAGAAAGCUCUUGCUACUUUGGACACUGUACACAAAUGAACUUAAUGUCUUUUAGUUAAUUAUUAUUUGUCAGCUACUUUAUUUUCCUACCUAUGUACACUUGUAAAUAUCUUAUAUAGUGUGAAGUAAAGAAUUGAAUUGAAUUGAACUCUCCAAUUGAAAUGGAGGGCUUGCUUGCAGGCCUAUCUCCAUGCAGUUUUCAAAGAAUUCAUUCUGGGUUGGGGGGAGGGGAAUUACCAACAAUAAGUAAUGUUAUGUCUCGGAGCCACACAGCUCUCAAUAUGUACAAUGUAAAUGAAUAAGUCUAUUUUCCAGGGUAUGUUUUAUGUUAUGUGGAAAAAUUCAUUUUCUUGGAGAAAAAAGUCCACAGUGAGAGUAGUAGAGUACAGGAUGCACAAAAAUUAUUCCUCAGGUGGAUUUUGUGUUCAAACACUCUCUUUAACCUGUUUAAGAUGAUUUUAAUGUUUUACCUUCACAGGUGUUUCUAUGUGGCUAACGCUAAGAGAUUGUACAUUUUUUCCUGGACACAUUAUCUUUAGAUUGACUUUAAUAAUUCCUUUGAACACAGAAAAAGUGUCAUCAAGGGAAGUUGUUUUUGAAUCUUAAGUAUAAAAUUUGACAGAGAGAUCUAGUCAAAUGAUUAUAAGUGCUAAAUGUUCUAUAUUUCAGACCAUCACUUUGGCAACAGUUUACUGAUUUUGCAAAUGUCUUGAAAGCAUUCAUUGGUACAAGCUAUCUGUCCUUGCCAUUUGCAUUUUAUCAAAGUGGAAUUGUGGUGAGUAAUAUAAAAAAUAUGUAUAAUUUAUGUUUUAUGAUGCUGACUGAAUGUGUCGGUUAAUUACAAGAAUGCCCUCAUUUGUUUUUCAAAAAGCUCAUUGCAUUCGCCCUAUGGGCUCAUGCAGUUUUGAUACUUUUUGGAAAAUUCACUUAUGCAAAUAAACUCCAAAUUGAACUCCCAAGUCUUAUGAUUAACUAUACAAAAAGGAAAGAAUAACCUCUAGUUUGCUACAGACGACAGAGGCACUGUUACUGUCUUUUAAUGCUUAGGUUACUUUUGGGGAGUCGUUUCUUUCGGAACUUUUCGGUAAAAUAUACACAUAAAUUGGUUCUCAAUCUGAGAGGAAAUGUCAGAUAAUAAUACAAAGAAUCCAAUUUUUAUUAGUUUUACUCAACUGAGUGGUUGAUGUUUAAUUUCAGCUGGGUGUUGUAGGACUGGUAAUCAUUGCUGCCAUAACAGACCACUGCUGUCAGCUCAUAAUCAAAUGUAAAAAUGCUGCUGUUGAGAUGGUGCUCCACUCGUCUUCAAAGUACCAAGAGCUUAAAACAGAGGCAUGUUACGAAGAAAUGGUGAAAGUCAAGGAGACAAUUGAAAAGGAAAUGACUUUGGGUGAUAUUGGAAAGAUUGCAAUUGGACCAUGGGGAUAUAGAAUUGUGAACAUCGCGUUGGUCAUAACACAGAUUGGGUUUUGCAUUGCGUAUUUUAUAUUUAUGGGGAAUACUAUAGAAGAAAUGUUCCCACUUAAGUAUAAAACUGGCAGUCUUAUACCUAUUAAACAACUUAGUUGGGCUGGUGUUAACGCAGGAUAUUCAAGUACUAAUGCACCUGUGAACUCAUCUACUAUGGUGAGUCUGAUUGUCGUAACCACAGGAACAACUGUCUCUCCUACCACCUUAAGGAAUUCAUCCACUAUGAUACCGCCUUUAGAAGGGAUAUCCAAAGCACCUCUUUUUGUUCUCCUUGUUUUAAUACCUCUGCCAUUUCUUGUUCUGAUGGCCUAUGUCAGGAGUGUCCGUAAACUUGGACCUAUAAGUGGCAUAGCUAAUGUGACUCUUCUUGCUGGAUUUUUAGGCCUUCUUGGAUUUCUUCUGAAUGGUAAGAGUUUUAGAUGCAGAUAAUUGAAACAAAUUAAUAAAUGAAGAAUGAUUUAGUGGUAGCCUAUCUUCAGCAUGGUUCUUCUUCUAUCAUUUUAAGUCAAAAAAUUAAUUGAAAUGAAAAAAUCUUGAAAUGAGUUUGAGAAAAGCUAAAAGCUAACAACAGAUCAACAGAAAAUUGAGAAAAAAAACAUGUCACCUCAAUGAGUUGGCACCCGAGACCGCAAUACGGUCAUGUGACACUGGUCAGUGGAUACCCUGGUUUGAGACCUGUCAAUUGACCAUAAUAUGGAUGUCUAUUAUCAGAUUAAACACUGGUUACAGGCCCCCAAUACUAGCUAGAAAACUUGACAUAUUACAUUGGUUGCCCUGUGGUGCGGACGGACGGACGGCUGGACAGGCGUACGGUCAAGUGAUUACUAAAAUUUCUUAGAUGGACAGAUAACCAAAAUUUUCUUAGGUGUGGGGCUCCACUCGCGCGUGUGUGGCACAAAAGAGCUAAAAAACUACCACUGGCAAGAAACUGAGACUGGAUACAAUAACAACCCGAACUAUGGCCCUGCUUUAAAUCCUUAAAGAACCCAAGACAACUAUUUUGAGGGUGGGUGGGUGGGGAAGGUCUGGCAAUGGCAGAUUGGAACAAAACAUUGAAUUGAACUUUGAAACACCAUGUGAACUGGAGACCUGGGCCCCACACACUUGAACUCAUACUCUCAGCCGUGUGGGAGAAAAAUGUUUUCUGCUUCACUUUUCAGCCAGCAGAAAAACACACUUCCUUAGUAUCAGUAGCAAUACUAAUGUUACGUACAUCCAGUCAAAUCUUCACUACAGGUGUACAUGUCAAAAGUAGUCAGUGCUUUUACAAUGAUUUUACUUGAACCGCGAAACAGAUACUAACCAAUAGUGCAAAAUAGGAAGAGGUAAACAAAAGAAGGCAACAGAAUUAGUGCAUGAUAGUGUGUAGUAUCAUACUACCUAUUUCAUAGUUCAAGUAAAAACUCUCUACUGUAACAUGCUGGCUAAUUAGUGUAACAGACCCAUAUCCUCAAUCCUACAUGUAAACCAAAUAAUACUUUAUAGUUAUCCUUUGUAUUCUAGGCCUUCACUUUAAGCCUAAAGAUGUAAGUCUUGUAAGAUGGUCCACCCUUCCAAUUUUCUUUGGCCAGCUGACUGGUGCUUAUGAAGGAAUAGGAACUGUGAGUUUAUAAAUACUCUUUCACAAUGUUAAUGGUACUUGUUAAUUAUACAAAAAUAUACUUAUUUGUGAUGAAGAUUUGGUGAUAACAAGGAAAUGUUUUUGGUGUUUAAUGUUCUUAUAAAUAUUGUCGUUUUUCCUGACAAAAGUACCGGUAAUGUGACAAAGUAGUGCCAGUGGAUUGAAGCAAACAUCAUCUCGAGUGAAAGGGUUGUUAGUUUUAUUACUUCCCAGGGAAUUUAAGCUUCCAAAUCCAUUGACUACUUGACAAAUAUUUACAUUGUACAACUCUGCAAUAAGUUUUAGCUGAAUAUCGCAGGCAAAUCUUAUCCACAAGUAAGACCAUCUUACACCUUAUGUGUCAUAAUAUUGUUGUUGUGGCAGGGGGUGUGAAAUAAGCCUACUUUGCAAUUACGCUUUGCCCAUAAUUUACAGUACAAAGUUGUCACAUGUGAUCUUUAGGGGUGGCGAACGGUACCUCGAAAAACGUGGGUCUCGGAAAAUUCUGCCAGGAUCUCGAAAUCUCGGAAGCGUUUUUGGUAAGUCUCGAAGUCUCAUUUUUGCAUGGUUUGAUUUUACUUUUUUUGAGUCUUGAAACUUUUUACCAAAGAGUCUCGGGCUUGGAUUUCUAACUAGGAUCUCGGCGUCUCAGAUUUUACUAUUCGCCACCCCUGUCUUUGAGUAACAUCAUUGGUUUGCUGCAAAACAGGUGACCACAAGCUUUUUUUGCUAUGGCUGUAGUCUUGGGUGAGGAAACCGAUUUUGUUUGGCUGAAGCAUCCUUCCUUCAGUGCCCCCAAGGAGGCACUGAAAUGGCUGCAAUAAGGGUGUACAGACAUCCUGGUUUCUUGAGUAGUAUGUACAUGAGUUUUACUGGAAAUUAUUUUCUACUGUAGGUUAUACCUAUGGAGUCAAGCAUGGCAGAGAACAGACCUCGUUUCCCUUUGUACCUGCACUUGACACUAGCAAUUGUCUCAUGUAUCCUUGGAUCGUUUGGAUUGCUUGGCUAUCUGAUUUAUGGCAGUGGGGUCCCUCAGAUCGUGACAUGCACCCUUGGGACACAAAUACCAGCACAACUGGUCAGAGUCACCCUCAUAAUUGCCGUGUUAAUGACAUACCCUCUUCAACUGUACCCAGUCAUUGAAAUUGCUGAGUCAAUACUCUUCACCAAAGAGCAUUCACGAACAAGAUCUCACCUGAGUGAGAUAGUUGCUGGACCUAGUACAGAUGUAACAAGCAGCCAACAGCCAUCUAUAAACUCUUAUGAAAGUCAGUCUUAUCCUUCACUGGAAACCUCCAAUCAUACAUCCACAAGUAUCAAUUCUGAGACACAAGUUCUUCUACCAAGUGAUUCUGAUGAACUUCAGUAUAAGGUACAGGCUUAUAUAGUCUUUGAAGGAUGAGUAGUAGUUCAAGUGUUUUUUUGUUGCGUGUAGAGGUGGGCUUGGAAGGCUCGGGGAUAUAGUUGGGAUCAUGACUUGUGGUACUCAAGGGGUGCUUAUAACCAUGUAAAACAUCAGGUUGAAGAUUUCACAUUGAUGCCUAACAAUGAAUUUUUACAUUUUACAUCAAUUAUUGGUGGUACUGCAUAUUCAAAUCAGCUGGAGAGACUUAAAAUUAGAGGUUGAAAAGUUGUUUGUCUCAAACAACAGUUCAUAAAUAUUUUCUGAAGCUUCAGAAAUGAAUGAAGUGAACCGUUUAUUGGAAUUCCCGACUUACCUACCAGUUCAAUUGCUCUGUAUGCUGAUGACAGUAAAAUGUAUAGGGUUAUUAAUUAGUACUCAAGAAGAUCUGUCUACUUUUCAAAGUGACAUAGACAAAAUUUCAGAUUGGUGUCAGAUGAAUAAGAUGAGAAUUAAUACCAAGAAAUGUAAGAUCAUGCGAAUAACCAGGAAAAAGUCACCAUUAGUUGGGGAGUAUAAUAUUGAAGGUCAACCUUUGGAAAGUGUUGAUGUGUAUAAAGAUUUAGGAUUAUUUACUACUAGUAAUCUUUCAUGGAACCAACACGUAGAUAAAAUAACUGCUAAGGCUAAUAGGGUUUUAGGGUUGGUUAAGAGGACUUGUAGGGACUUAAAGGAUAUUGAUACCAUGAACACACUUUAUUGUAGUCUUGUGACACCUUUAUUAGAAUAUUCAUGCGAAACUUGGAACCCUCAUACUAAACGUAACAUUGAUAAACUGGAGGCUGUUCAGCGAAGAGCUACCAGAUGGAUCACUAGGUCUGAUGAUGAUUAUGAUACUAGACUAUCUAAGCUAAAAUUGUUGUCAUUAUCUAAUAGGAGGUUCACUAGAGAUGUUACAUUUUUUUUAAAUGUAAUUAAUGGACAUUAUGAUAUUGACAUUUCAAAUAAGCUCAUAUUUUGUAAGGACAGAAAUACAGGUUAUAACUUGAGGAAAAAUGACACACAGGACCUUGUUCCAAAUUUUAGUAGAACUGAUGGUUUUAAAUAUAGUUUUUUUAACCGUGUUGUAGAUGAAUGGAAUGGUUUACCCAAUCAUAUUAGAGAAUCAAACAGUAUUGCAACUUUUAAAAGGAAUGUGUUAAGCUUUAUUAAGGAUAACUAGAACAUUUAUAUUUCUAUUUGUAUUAUUUUUCUUAUAUGUUAAUUAGUGGGGGCAUCCCUAGUACGGCGCAUUGGUGCUUUUGGUUGUCUCCUUCUCCACAACCUUUUUUUUGUUUGUUUGUUUUUGUUUGUUAAAGUAGUGUUAGCUUAUUUCAUUUCAUUAUUAUUUUGCUUGUUAUGCAGUGGAGUGAAUCUGUAAUAAAUAAAUAAAUAAAUAAAUUACCUCUGUGUAAAGAUCUCUGCUGACUUACCUUAUGUAAGCAAUUUUUUUUAUCGUGUGUAGAAUGUAGACUCGCUGAGUGUAAGUAUUAGGUUAUGGCUUGCAUGUAUGCCAUUUUACCACUAACAAAACAUGUAUAAUCAUUAUGGUAACUUGAAGUCUUGCUUUAAAAAAUAUGGGAUUCAAAUAAGCUUAACCCAAGCUUAAAUUUGUGGUAAGUUUGCUGUCAUCAAAAUCAGUACUAAGUAGGUCUGUAGUUUUAAUUAUUUACAGAUGAAUGGGCAUUAUUCUUUAUGGAAAAGAAUAGUCACUUUUCUUAUUUGCUUUUGUACAGUAUUUAUAUUUACUUUAUAGGCCCUACUUGUACAAUGUAAGUAAAUACACGUAGUCCUAUUUCUUAAUUUAUAGUGCUUGUAUAUUUUGUUGCUUCCUUUUCGUUCCCUGUUUCGGAAAUAUUAGCCACUUGUAAUCCAUGUUUUUUGGUUUACCUUGUACAAUAAGACUUAGUGAUAACCUGUUGUUAUCUUUGUUCCUUAGACAUCAACUUGGAAAAGGAAUUUGCUGCGUACCAUUCUUGUUGUUGUAACUGCAGGAAUUGCAGUUCUUCUAAAGAGUCAAUUUGCCUAUGUGAAUGCACUGAUUGGAUCAUUAGGCAGCUCAGUAUUAGCAUACAUUUUACCCUGCAUUUUUCACCUUGUUCUGUAUAAACACACUAAUUCUGUUGGGGUGGUUAUUAAGGACAUUAUUUUUAUAAUAUUUGGAGUUGUGGGAGGGGUGGUAGGUGUUGUUAUCACUGUACAGAACAUAGUUAAGAAUAUGAAAUAAUUCAAAGUCACUCAAAUUUAAUAAAUUAAUUUAUUACAGUCUGCUGCUUUUCAAAUUUAUGUCAAGGGCAAUGCUGUAGUUUUGUGAUUUUACAUGUAAAUAGUUUUGGUAUCUUGUAGAAAUUUGUGGAAUUUGUUGUGGUUCCAGAAAAUGUCCAUAUCCACACCAUGGUAUAGAUUUCAAAGGAAGGUACCUGUAUGAAGCUUAAGUGAUAUUUCCAAGAGGGAAAGGAGGGAGGUGUGACGGGUCUCAAUCCACAAUUCCUGCUAUGGGGGGAGUAUGGUGUGGACAUUUCCUGUAACAUGAUGCAGCAAUAAUAAAAAACUUAAUCUUUUUGAAUUUCUUGUUGACUGAGUUUUACAAAUUAGAGAUCCAAAUACUUUUUGUCAUACACUUUUAGAUGCAAAUGUACAAGACUCUUGUUUAUAAGUUAGUAACAGUGGUUGAAAUUGGCAAAAUUGUAAUUUGUAAUUUUCUGCAUGUUGAGGAAAAAUAACAUACAAUCAAAUCGUGUUUUAAAAUACAAGUAAUUUUAUCCAAUGAAAAGGUUGGUAUUUUUUUCCUUUUUCUAACAAAGCUAGCCAACAAAACAAUAUAACUUUGUACUAUAAACAAUAAAGCGCUUGCCCUAUGUAACACGAUACAGUCACCAUACAGUUCUAUUAAUUUUCAGUUCCUAGUCAUGUCCUUGGUGUAACUAAAACAGAACACUCUGCACUCUAAAAAUGUACACAAGAGUGAUAAUUUUCAUCAUAAGGGAGACAGAAAAAGUACUAGUAUUUAUCAUAUUAUCACCAUUGAAAUACCAGGUUGGCUUUCACCCAAAAACAUAUUUUCACAUGUUAAAAGAUCAUCAUUGCUAUGAUCACAAAGAUUUGCACCUUUCACAGGUAAAAAAAAAAAAAAAUGAAAGUGAAAUGGUUUGUUUUUUCUUUGGUGUUAACAUAUUGAAUAGCAGAACAAACAUUACAUGGCCACUUGGAGGUAUGAAAUUUCUCUUCUGCUGGUAUUAAAAAUUACAUUGUGUAUUUCACUUGAUUGCAAACACUUAAAGAGAAAUUUUGUAUCUACAUGCUAUCAUGUAAUAUCCUCUAUGUAUCUUGGGCAUGAAGAUAUAUAAUCUGAAAAACUCACUUAUAUUCCUCUCAUCACUUACCAUCAGAGUGACAAGAAGCAGCUGUAUUUUGCAGUUCUGUUACUAUAAAGUUUUAUAUCUUACUAUUAAAAAUCAAGGGUGCGACUCUCCAAAGAAAGUUAGUAGUUCUUGUUCAGGGCUCAGGUUAAAUUUAUGAUAUUACCAUACCAGGGGAGAUUAAUAGUAUGACAAUAGUACAGGUUUACAAUUAUAAUAAUAUAUGAAAAAGUCAAUGAAGAAGAACGAUUUUCAAUUUAUGGUAGAAUUUCUGUAGGUUAAGU
Molecule: messenger RNA, 10861 nt
Organism: Porites lobata
Lineage: Eukaryota; Metazoa; Cnidaria; Anthozoa; Scleractinia; Poritidae
Source: the annotation of a GenBank genome assembly